GCCAUUUUGACGCGACAUCGCUCAACGAACGCUUUCGCUCAAAACGAAACGGAAAAGAGACGCUUUAGUUGUAAAAUGUCGAGAAGGAUUCAUCCCGCAUUUCAGAGUAAAACAGUGGUAAAAUUGGAGUGUAAAUAUUGCGAGAGAAGCAUUUGUGCCCGCGGAAUGAGAGCACUUCUGCUGGCCGACACGAAAGUAGAGUUGUACUCGACGGACUUACCUCCUGAAAACUCCAUUCAGUUAAUAGGAACAGAUUACUCCACACAAAACUGUGAAUGUCGGAUCAAAGAUGUUGCCUGUCUCGGGUGUGGAAAUGUCGUUGGAUAUCAUGUAACACUUCCAUGCCAGUCUUGCAUUCGAUCCUGCAAUAACGGCCAUUUUUGGAUGUUUCACUCCAAUGCGGUUCAUCCCCUGGAAAGACUCGAUCAAACAGGAGUUCAGAUCAUGCUCUGGGGAUCUCUCCCUAACUGCAAAGAAGACCAGGAAAUGAGUGAUGACGACCUCAUGAUGGAGGAGUGCUUGAGAUGAAUUUAUAGAAAUUGAGUAUUUUAUAAAAUGUAACUAACAGAAAAGUAAUAUUUAUAUCUCAUAGGAGACAAAAUCAGUGUAAAUAUGGUUAUGUUGUAUAGUGACAGUGAUAUGCUUCAGUUGCACGAAUUCUUGCAGGGUGAUAUCAGUAAAGAGCAUUUUCAAUUGUUAUCUUGUAAGAUCCCUGUGCACAUUGCAAGAGCUGAUCUAGCAAUGAUUCAAACAUUUAUUUCUAAGAAUAGUGCUGUUACAAUUUGGCCACUAGACGUGAUCUGCUAUUCAUGAAAGUUCAUGUGAUUGUCCAUGUGACAUGAAAAUAUCACGACCGUAGGUCCAGGUCUAUCAGUUGUGUAAUUUGCCACAAUUUUAAAAAUUACCUACUACUUAUGGCAGGGUGACAGAUUUUGGAAAGGUAGCUUUUGUAAUAUGGUAAAAAUGAUGAUAAAUGCAAGGAGUUCAAAAUGCUAUCAUUAACAAACCUAAAUAAGCUGUUGGCAGUUUUAUUUUACCUGUCUUUCAGGCAAUGUAAUUUCAUAAUUGAAGUGAGUUGGUGAAUCCCAAAAUGUCAGAUUUAUUUGACUGAAUUCACAUGUGUUUAUUUUGCUGCUGUUUAAUUGUUGGUUUAAUUUAAUGUUAAAGAUAGUGAUUAAACAUAAAAACUCAUUUCUUUGUCUUAAGAAUUUUAGUCCAUCUUUGUAGCUGUUGUGAUUUCCAAGGAAUUUAAGCAUUUCUUUAGAUGCAAAAAAGGUUUAUUUUAAGAUUUAAUGACUUUGACAUUCACCACUUGUUUCUGGAAGUUUAUUUAAGUUUGAGAUCAGGCUGAGAUGUCAUAACAUAUACAUUUAAGGUUUGGUCUGUGCAUUUGAUAAAUAAGGUCACUGGUUGAUUUGAAACAUGCACAGUUUCAUUAUUAUGCAUGCUAAAGAGUGAAUAUUUUCUUAGAACAUUAACAGAUUUUUUCACAAAUGAUUAGUUAUUUGAAAAUCCCAACUCAUUUGUGGUUGGUCUAAGUACGGGUUAUUAAAUUUACUCUUUUGUUAUGAGAAAAGCAAAGUUUGUAGUUAGUUGUACUUAGGAAGUAACUGACUAUUGACCAGUACCAAAUAAAUAAUU
Molecule: messenger RNA, 1641 nt
Organism: Pocillopora verrucosa
Lineage: Eukaryota; Metazoa; Cnidaria; Anthozoa; Scleractinia; Pocilloporidae
Product: protein FAM72A
Cellular component (GO): cytosol
Source: RefSeq, a predicted model, not a curated record